GGACUCGUACCAUCAACCUACUAGAGUUGCACCCCUUGUAAUGUCGUUGCUAUAAGUCACACACAGUGCACAUAGUACAAUAAUAGGCUGUAGACAUCGCAAAAGAAACGAGCAGGGACUAUACAUUAACCAGUGUCGAGGGUUUUGACACUCAGAGAUAGCCUUCGCAUUAAAACCCUCAAAAUGGGAAGUGCCGCAGUGGAGAAGACGGAGGAAGAGCUCCGCAAAGAGAUCGAAGAGCUUCGUCGCCAACAAUGGGAGAUUACAGAGCGGCUUCGUGAUCCAAGGGGUCUCCGCCGAGGAGGCUUAUCCGGCUCUGGUCCUCGGAAUUUUAGCGCCAAUGGUGCUCGUCAACGAGGCUUUGUUAGACCUGCUGAAAGGACUGAACUAGAAGACCAACCCGCACAGAAAAGGAGGCUUUCUUCUGCUGUUGUUAAAGUUGAAGAUGGAGAGAUUACUGAGGAUGCUGUCGAGGUUGCGAAUAAUGCGAAAAAGGAUUCAACUGUGGAAGAUGGUGGGGGAAGCUUUGCUGCAAACCUGAGUGAGAGAAAACCAUCCAAUUGGUUAAGGAGGGAUACCAAUCCGAGGCAAUUCAAGACGGAAUUUGAAGAUCCUGUAUUGGAGCAUGUUCCGAGGGUAGUGCCGAAGGAUGAGGACCCGAGUUUGGUUAAUAGGAAUAAAAGAAUGCUGGGGCAGCUCUUGGGGACCUUGGAGAAAUUCCGGAAAGAGGACAUGCAACUUUCGGGCACAGAAGCAUUCAUGCGGAGGUCAAAUUCUUUACAGAGAGCUGAGCAAAGGGCACGUGAAGAAAGUGAAAAGUUGAGGCAACAGGAGCGUGAACAAAUUGCAGAAAAGCGGAGGAGAGAUUUGACUCUUAGAGCACGUGUUGCUGCUAAGGCAGAGGAAAAGAAGUUGGAAUUGCUAUUUCUUCAGUGGAUUGAGCACCAUAAAAAACUUGGCAAUUUUCUAAGGACUAAAGCAGAGCCUCCAAUAUAUUACUCGUUCGCCAAACCUAUGGAUAAAGAUGCAACCUUGGUUGAGGAGCAGAAGGAAAAGGCUUUUCAAGAAUGGAAGGCUGCUAGGAGAGAGGAGUUGUCUGAAUAUCAGAAGCAGAUCGGGGAGCAGUCUAUUGCCAAUGUUGAAAAGGAGCUCGAGAGGAGGCAAAAUGCAAGGAAAGUUAGGAAGCCAAACAAUGAUAUAUUGAACUUACAAGAGACGAUGGACAAAGAACUAGAGACCCAUAGGCUUGAGCAUGGCCCCAAGACACGGAAGCUUCCCAGUGGAAGCAACAAUGAAGACGAAGAGGAUGUGGAAGACAUCAAUGUUGGCGAUGAUGACAUGAUGGAUGAUGUGCUGGAUGUUGAUGAGAACAGCAGGAGAGGUGACGAAUCAGUGAAGCCAGAAGCAGGUAAUGGUAGUCCGCAUCCAGACAAUAUGGAUCAAUAGUGUUGAAGCCAUCCCAUCGCACUUCCUCUUUUGUCACUCCGGUAAAUCUGAUUUGUAUUCUGUAACUGUUGUUUACCUCUAGAACGGACUGUUUUGGUUAUUUAAUUACUUUUUCUUGCUUUUGUUUAUUGAAUGUUAUAUCGUUAUAAGUUUUUUCUUUAGAGGAUGUACUUAUUUUA
Cornus florida is the source of this 1625-nucleotide messenger RNA. RefSeq lists its product as uncharacterized. The coding region runs from base 184 to 1446 and encodes 420 amino acids. Gene Ontology annotation, cellular component: catalytic step 2 spliceosome. The record is from RefSeq and is a predicted model, not a curated record. The transcript is spliced from 10 exons. NCBI's taxonomy places the organism in Eukaryota, Viridiplantae, Streptophyta, Magnoliopsida, Cornales, Cornaceae.